Rotaria sordida is the source of this 564-nucleotide messenger RNA. NCBI's taxonomy places the organism in Eukaryota, Metazoa, Rotifera, Eurotatoria, Philodinida, Philodinidae. The record is from the annotation of a GenBank genome assembly.
AUGUUUAAACAACAUACUUUAGUAUUUUAUUCAACAGUUAAACGUCUUGAAAAAGUUGAACAAACAACAAAUGUAUUAGUUAAACAAAUGGAAGAUAUUAAUUCCAAACAAAAUAUUCCUGAUGGUCUUCUCAUAGCUAAUGAAAUUGCAAGUCUUUAUAUUGAAUAUUAUGUCAAACCUGUUUUUCAUCGUCGAUUAGGACAUUCAUCAUGGGAUACAUUCUGUGAUAAACUUGCUGCAAUUGAAGCAGAAAUUGAUGAUAGAGCUUUAGAUGCUUCAGAAAAAGGUUUAACUAUUCCAUAUGAAACUUUAUAUAAAGAUUUAAUUAAUUAUUUACAACCUUUACAAAAAGAUAUUGGUUUAAGUUUAACUAAUAUUCGAUUUUUAAAACGUGAUCGAAAUGAUUUAGUUCAUUAUCGAUAUAAACGUGAUGAUCAACAAAAAGUUCUACUUGAAAAAGCAAAAAAAUUCAAUUUUCCUGAUACGUUCGAAUUUAAAGAUCUCGUUAAACGGAUGAUUGAUGAUCUCGAAAGAAAAAAAGAUCAUUUUCAUCACUUCAGAUAA